Messenger RNA from Raphanus sativus (radish), 1970 nucleotides. RefSeq names its product cation/calcium exchanger 2. Gene Ontology annotation, molecular function: monoatomic cation transmembrane transporter activity. The coding region runs from base 302 to 1957 and encodes 551 amino acids. Gene Ontology annotation, biological process: transmembrane transport; monoatomic cation transport. NCBI's taxonomy places the organism in Eukaryota, Viridiplantae, Streptophyta, Magnoliopsida, Brassicales, Brassicaceae. The transcript has 3 exons. Gene Ontology annotation, cellular component: membrane. The record is from RefSeq and is a predicted model, not a curated record.
UAAUUGUGGAAACUGGAAAGGUAAUUUGCUGUUAAGUCGCUAAAGCCUCGCCUCUACUUUCUUUCCUUUUCCACGAAAACGUAAUGGCACGGGAAAAUGACGCAAAGACGAUCGUGAAGCCGACACAUAGGUGAUAUGCCAUGUCUGAAAACACCAAAGCCCAAAACGGCAGGUAAGUCCCUUGUUCAAGUGUACGUGUGUAUGUGUGUGUAUUCUUCGCUUCGCUCGUCUCUCUUCCGCAAACCGGUGGAUUCGUUACUUUUUGCUUUAUCCAGAUAUUAAUAAAGGUUUCACCUGAUUGAUGGGAUUCUCCUUCUCUUCAAUCCGUUUUGGUUACUUGAAACUCACAUUCCUCCUCCUCGUCUCUUCUAUCCUCUUCGGCUUCUUCGCAACCCCUGUUGAUUCCAGCGCUCUGAAGCCCAAAACAGAGCAUGGCUGCAGUGCCCUGAAGCACUUUCACGACUACCAAUCAAAGUGCGCUUACCUGAAAACCAUCGACCCUUGCGCAGGCCAAGGGUUGAUCGAUUACCUCUCCUUACUCUACUGUAACUUCGAAAAGUUUCCACUUUUGGGCCAAUCUCUCCUCUUCCUCUGGCUCCUCGCUCUGUUCUACGUCUUGGGCCACACCGCUUCUGAGUACUUCUGUUCAUCUCUCGAGUCUCUCUCGAAGCUUCUCAAGUUAUCCCCGACCGUUGCCGGCGUGACUCUUCUCUCUCUCGGCAACGGCGCUCCUGAUCUGUUCGCGAGUUUGGUCUCUUUCAUGGGGGAGUCAAAAGGUACUUACGAUGUUGGUCUCAACACUGUUGUGGGAGGCUCUUCUUUCGUCACGUGCGUCGUUGUGGGCAUCAUAAGCAUCUCGUUGCGUAGUAGACGGGUUAGGAUCGAGAGGUCUGCUUUUAUAAGAGACGUUUGCUUCUUCUGUGCGGCGAUUGGCUCCUUGGGUUUGAUUUUGGUUUACGGAAAAAUCAAUUUAUGGGGCGCUCUUGGGUUCUGUUCGUUGUAUGCUGUUUAUGUCGCCUUUGUGUAUCUAUCUUGGAGGUUUGGUGGAGAAGGUGGUGAGUUUGAUCUUGAGUCGGUUCAUAAGCGUGGGAGUAGUCUUAGCGAACCAAUCUUGCAGAGAGACGAUCUUGUUCAUGAUGAGCGCGUUGAAGAUGUUGUAGUUGUUAAUGAUCAUCAGCGAUAUUACUUGAAGUUGGUGGUUUGGGUUAUGACUUUACCUAUCUACUUGCCAAGAACGCUGACGAUUCCUGUUGUGAGUGAAGCCAAAUGGUCUAAACCAACAGCUGUUGCCUCGGUCACGCUUGCUCCGGUUCUGUUAUCGUUUCUAUGGAACUGGAAGAGGAGUCCAACGAGUUUCGAGGCAGGGAUUGUGUAUCUAACCGGGUGUUUGAUCGGUAUAGCUCUUGGUCUCACUGCAUUAGCCACGACAAAGAAGUCAAACCCACCAAAGAAAUGGUUACUACCUUGGUUAGCAGGAGGGUUUGUAAUGAGCAUGACGUGGAGUUACAUCUCAGCGCAAGAGCUAGUCGCGCUUCUAACUUCACUAGGUUACAUUUUCGGUGUAAGCCCGUCGAUCUUAGGUUUGACGGUCCUCGCGUGGGGGAACUCGAUAGGAGAUCUUAUAACAAAUGUGACCAUGGCUUUGCACGAUGGGGACGAAGGAGCUCAAGUGGCUGUAUCGGGAUGUUACGCGGGUCCCAUCUUUAAUACGUUGUUUGCUCUUGGGAUAUCGCUUGUGGGAUGCGCGUGGGAGGUUUAUCCGACGAGUAUUGUGAUAAAGACGGAUCCUCGUUUGUUGGAGAGUCUUGGGUUUCUGGUGAUAGGACUGGUUUGGUCGUUCUUGGUUCUGUUUAGUAACCGGAUGAGACUUGGUGGUGUGAUGGGGGUAGGGCUUUUGGUUAUUUACUUGGUUUCGUUGUCUAUAAGAAUUGUGCAAACAGUUGGAGAUUCUUACUAACAUUUGAUUUCAA